AUGCCAGUCUAUAUAAAACACGGUGCCCCGCAAUGGGCAAACACAGCGUGCAUGGAAGAAACUGAACAAAGCCAGAACCACAGAAUAGAGCGCGCAGGCAAAAAAGAAGACGAAUUCAACUGGUUUGAGGACACGACUGAGUUUGGGUUUGACGACAUAGAAGACAUGCCCAAGAAAAAAUCAUUUUCGCACAGAAUAAGCAAGGGGAUUAUCCCGGUGUCCAUAGCAAUACUAAGCAUUUCGCUGCUCGGGCUUUUUGUUCUCAACUUUAUCCCGGUCCGAAUGCGGAUUAUUCAAGGGUUUUCUCUAAAGCACAUCUUUAUUCUUAUUAUUCUGCUUUCAGCCCUCCUUAUUCUGACCAGGCUUGUGGUCCACGGGGGGUGCAUUAUUAUCCGAGACAGCAUCACAAACAGCCAUCUGCUGCACAACAAAAAGCUAAAGCUUGACGUGACGAUUGGGGUCUGGUUUUUCGAAAUGAUACCUCUUGGAAUACACCUAAACACGUUUAUUCCGUGGGCCCGGGUCUUUUUGGACAAAAUGUUCAUAUGCGGGUUUCUCACGAUUCUGGCGCUUUCGGGGAAGGGGAUCAUGAUGGAGAUAUUCAGAGAGCAGUUCCUGUCAAACACCCUAAAAGACAAGGCGAAGGACGUGGAAAUAAAGAACAGAAUAGUGAACGCCUUGCGCGAGUACUGCUAUGAAGACGAGAGCGAGCACGGGUCAGACACGCAGCCGGUUUCGUGCUUUCUUGUGAGCUGCAUAAACGACGAAGACGAAAACCCAAACAGCAACCGCGGCAUGGACUUUAUAAAGGGAGACCUGGACAAGGUGAUUGGCGACAUGUUUACAUCCUCUAUAUUCGAAAAAAACCACCUGACACAGCACGAAAUUCUGUGCCUAGCGAGAGACGUUUUCAUGAAGUGCUCGAAAAACAAAGAAUACAUCACGUUCAACGACUUCUGCGAAAUUUUCCCGAAUGCACAGGCAGCCAUCCAGGCUUUCCUCUACUUUGACAGCGAGAACACAAAAAAGCUGACUAAAAAGGACAUACGAGACACCCUGGGCAUGUUCCACUACAACAGAAAAAACCUGCAGACAAGCUUCAACAGUCUCAACAACUUUAUAGAGGUGCUGGACAACCUGUCCAUCAUUGUUGUGGCUAUUCCCUUGGUCAUCAUAUACCUCAUAGUCCUGGGCUUCCCCAUCAAGCAGCUUGUGGCCUUUUCGCUGAGCAGUGCUCUGAUUCUGAACUUUUUUGUGAGCAGCAUAGCAAAAGACUUCUGCCUGAAUGCGUCCUUCAUCAUCACGCACCCGUUUGACAUAGGAGACGACGUCAUAAUAGACGGGAAGAGCUACACCAUAUACAGGACAAGCCUGUACAAAACAGAGGUGCUGGGCAUAGACGGGGGGAAGAUAUCGUUUCUGAACAAGGUUCUGUGGAACAAAAACAUCAUCAACAUGACAAGAGCCCCGCAGAAGCUGAUCCACAUAAGCUUCAAGCUGGAGCCCUCAACAUGCAAAAGCCAGUUCAACACCAUAAAAAAGCACAUACUGAAAUACCUGCGCACGAACAACGACGUGUUCUAUGAAACCUUCACAAUCCAGUCCGAGUCCGAGUCUGUGUGCAAAGUCGAAGGCCACAACUGCGUGCUGGUGACGCGCUGCAAGUCCAUUGGGAGCAAAAUGGCCAAGCUGGAGCUUAAAAUACAGCUGGUCAAGUAUCUGAAAGAGCUUCUAAAGACCCUGAAGGACAAAGAGGAGCAGAAAGAAAAAGACAGGCUGGCCCAGCAGGCAGCGCCUCCCCAGAAAGAAGAGAGCUAG
Nematocida major is the source of this 1818-nucleotide messenger RNA. RefSeq lists its product as uncharacterized. Lineage: Eukaryota; Fungi; Microsporidia. Gene Ontology annotation, biological process: monoatomic anion transport. The transcript has a single exon. The record is from RefSeq and is a predicted model, not a curated record. The coding region runs from base 1 to 1818 and encodes 605 amino acids. Gene Ontology annotation, cellular component: plasma membrane. Gene Ontology annotation, molecular function: mechanosensitive monoatomic ion channel activity.